Molecule: messenger RNA, 1395 nt
Organism: Fusarium venenatum
Lineage: Eukaryota; Fungi; Ascomycota; Sordariomycetes; Hypocreales; Nectriaceae
Source: RefSeq, a predicted model, not a curated record
AUGCCGGGAACACAAGAUUGGUGUAGUGAUUCUGACAGUCAAGUGCGGACGUCUAGUGCGAUGGCAAUCGACCAUCCUGUUCCCAAUGCCGACAUACUGGCCGAGUAUGCACUGGGCCGUCAACGUGCUAACGAUACGGGAACCCGUGCCAAUGACAGCCUCAUGGCAAAUAGAGCCUCAAAUCAGGAGAACUGCCUAACAAGAACCAUAGCACCAGCUAUCCAGGAUGCGGCCAAUCUGAUCAUUCGCAGUUAUGUUCCCGAGAAUGAGAUCCCGUGGCUCAACCAAAUUCAAGACACACAACCUCGGAUAUGCGGUGGCUGGGUCGCGACACUCCCCGAGUUGCUCGUCGUCAGCGGUAGUGACGAGCUUCUGCCAGCUGCCGUCAAGACUCUGGCGCUAGCGAUUGCAUCUAAGCGAUCUCAACUAAGAGUAAUAAGCCCUACACUAUGGCAAUCCUAUGGCUCUACAGUCAAGUUACUGCAACAGAGUCUUAGUCGCUGUGGUGGUAGUUGCAACAACGAGCAUCUAGCCGCAAUGAUGUGUCUCACCUUGACAGAGUUGGUCGGUGGGAGUAAUAAGAAAGGCGACUGGAUGGUGCAUAUUGAUGGUAUAAGCACCAUUAUCCAACAUCUUGGCCCAGAAUUCUUCGCUCGAGGUAUCCCUCAUAAGCUCUUCAUCGGUUUCAGACCAUUACUGGUACUAAAGGCCAUCAUCUCUCGAACCCCGUCAUUCCUUACAAAUGAACGAUGGAUUAUCGGACCUUUUCAAGAUAUCCCUGCUUCGCCAAUGCAACAACUCCUAACUGAAGCUGUUGCAAUCCCGUCUGUUCUUAAGCGCAUUGAUUUGCUUCACACGUACCCAGCCGCCAUGGCUAAUAGUGGUGGCAAGGUUCUGCAAGAUGCGCUACGUACGAUUUUGCAGCGACUUUGUUCAUGGGAAGACAGGUACGAAAGUAAAUUCACGGGGCCGUUGUACUGGCCGCAUGCAGUAGGCAUCUCGCGGCCCGAAGAUAUCUGCCUUUGGUUUAAUGAUGUGACAGUUGCUAAUGCCCUUACACAUUAUUGGGCAUUCACCGCCAUCUGUUUAGUCUAUAUCCAGAAACUGGAACUUGCGAACAAGACCCAUGUCCUUAACGAUGCAGUGCGGCAACAGUAUGUUAGACCACUUACUCUGAUAUGCCGGAGCAUUCCGUUUCUGCUGCAGGAAAGCCUGAACUUGUAUGGCUCUUCGUCUGUGGCAUUUCUUAUCUCAACAGUUCUCGAAAUCUUUAAAUGGAAUGAGCAGCACGGUGGUACCGAAAUCAUCUUGCAUAGGCAUGCCGUGGACUAUGCAAAAUCCCAGGGCUUCUAUUUUGCAUCGAGUGGAGGGCUGGAUCUAGGAUGUGAAGGAUAA